AUCUUGAUUAUGAAAUUGAGGAAUUUCAAUAUUAUACGUGGCAAAUCACAGGUUGGAAAGAUUUAGAACCAAGGACAACAAGUCCCGAAUUUGAAGUUGGAAAUUGGAAAUGGCGAAUUUUACUUUUUCCUUCUGGAAAUAAUAAUACAGAUUGUGUUUCAAUUUAUCUGGAUUUUGUUGAUCUAGAAGAAAUACCUGACGAUUGGUAUUGCUGUGUGCAAUUUGCUUUAUACUUAUGGAAUCCAUAUGAUCAAACAUCAUAUGUUUCUCAUA
Molecule: messenger RNA, 273 nt
Organism: Racocetra persica
Lineage: Eukaryota; Fungi; Glomeromycota; Glomeromycetes; Diversisporales; Gigasporaceae
Source: the annotation of a GenBank genome assembly